CUUCAUUUUCUUCGGGUGGCAUAGAAAAACUAAAAUCUUCAACAAAAUCUAAAAAUAUAAAACUGAAAAAGGAAAACCUAACUUUUUUUGUCAGCACCUAAAUUCUUAAUUGGAAACUUAGAAUAUAAAACAUAAUCUAAAAACUUAAUUAAAAACUUUUUUAAAAAAUGAAGUAAAAAUUAUUUAUUGGUUCGACCGAUGGUUCAACCGGUAUCGGGUUCCGGGUUUUACUGGGUUUUUGCGAGUUUUUGCGGGUUUUUAAAUAUUGGGUUUUUCAUAAAACCCAAACCAAAUUUUUUCUGGGUCACUGGGUUUACCGGUUCAACCGCGGGUCCGGGUCGGGUUUCAAAACACUGUGUAAAAGUGUUAUAUAUCAGUACAAUCAAUAUAAUUUGAAGUUGAAAUUUUCUCUUUAGUAUUGUUAUUGGUGUAAUUAUUUUUUUGAAAUUUAAAUGGAGUAUUAAAAUUCAUAUGAAUUAAACAUUUAAACCUAUUAUUUUACACAUAAAUAUGGUAUAUAGCAAUCUAACACUACUAAAAGGGGGAUAUAGAGAGCAGAGAGCUAUGACUCGUAGGACAGUUUAUUCUGACCAAUCAGAAACAUGUUUUUUGCCACGUCAGACGGCCUCACGGAUUAGUUUCGUUUAAACUCACGGACCUUGGGAUUUUGAUUUCUUUUCGUUUAAAGGCGAGCAGUUUAACGUGUGGGCUUCAUGCUUUGUAUUUGGGCUUUAUCAGAUUGUCAUUUGGGCUUCCACUGAAUUUUUAAUUGCCCCAUCCGACGCAGAUAACACAAUUAUUCCGUAGCCGUCGAAGAUGGCGAUUCUUCUCACCCGUCCCUCUUCGUCUUCUCCGAUCGAAAGCAACGAGUUUGAUAACUAAGCGAUCCACAAUCAAUACUUUCGUACCAAUCAUUCAAUACCUCCUUAAUGAUUUCGUUUCACCUCCCUCUCUUCCUCCUCCUUUAUAUGCUAUUCUUCUUUUCUUCGUACUAUCUAAAACCCUAGAACCACUCAGAUCUCAAACCAUGGCGAUGAAGCGAAAUGGAAAAUCUCCUGUCUCAUCCGACACUGACGAAAAAUUCAUGUUCUUCAAAGAUGUCUCUCUAGGUCCUCAUGAAACUCAGUUGCGCUUCCGGCUCAUCCAUUUCUGGGAGGCUCGAAAUCCGGUGAAGAAGACAAUUAUCGGCCUGGAAAUGCUCCUCAUCGACGAGCAGGGAACUAUCAUACAGGGAUUCAUCCCACCAGGACGUAUCAAGAAGUACUUGCCUGAUUUGAAACAAGGGUCAGUUUAUAGGCUCAACAACUUCUACGGGUCGAAAAACAAACCUAUGUAUCGGGUGGCUGAUCAUAUAGCAAUCGUGUCUUUCACAUGGAACUCUGAAUUGUCGGUUCUUCACGAGAUUCCAACCUCUUUCGAUGAAGACCGUUUCAGGUUUCAUUCAUAUGAAGAUUUUGAAGCUAACUGUGAUCUCAAAGGUGACCUCUACGAUGUUGUGGGCCACAUGAAGCUGGUCAAUGGACAUACUCUUAUUGAGCAUCCCACACCUGAUGAAGUGAAGAUCGAUACCACUCGGCACAUUAUGGUUCAUGUGCAGUUGCAUGACGGACCUGUCAUGAAGCUCUACCUUUGGGACCAGGCUGCAGCAGACUUCUGCAAGAAGUUUAACUCAUAUGACAACACUCCCACUGUGCUUUUGGUCACAGCUGUUAACACCAAACGUCUCGGAGGUACCCUUGCACUGACCUCUAUGUCUCCCUCACGGGUUUUCAUGGACUAUGAUGUCCAGCCAACCAUAGAUUAUUUCAACUGGCUCGGCUCAAACCCGGAGAUUGCUAAGCAAGUUAGUGCAGACGUCGUCACCAAGCGUGAGACACUGACUAUAGCAGAUAUAUUCACUUACAUGAAGCAAGAAUCUGCAAAGGAUGCCUUUUUUGAGUGCACUGCUACUAUCGAUGAUGUUGUUCAUGGCUCAGCUUGGUACUAUAUUGGAUGCAGUGGAUGCCAUGCUAAGGCUACCAAAGGCGCAACAUCUUUGGUUUGUACAAAUACGAAAUGUGAGAAGAUCAACACAGAUGGUGUCCCUCAGUACCGUGCAAAGAUAUCUGUUUAUGACAACAGUGACCAAGCCGUUUUUGUCCUACUAGGUGAUGCUGGUCGUGUGUUGACCGGAAGGCACGCAUCAGAGUUAGUUAGCAGCUACUUUGAGGCUAAUGGGAGCGAAGGAGCUGACCAUGAGGUGCCUGUCCCGGAAGCUCUAAUCAGCACUAUCGGACAGACACAUAAGUUUUGUGUGAAAGUUACACAGCACAACUUCUCUGGCGAUACCCGAGCCAUAACUGUCACCAAGAUCCUCUCUCUAGACACACCACCACCCACAGAAGCCUCUGUUGGAAGCAACAUUGCUGCCACGUCCAGGGAGACAGUGCAGACUGAGAAUGAAGUUUGUGAGCCUUCCAAAACCCGUGGUGAUUCUGCAGAUGAGGAGAGUAAGAGGACUUUUGACAGUGCUGAUCCACAGAAAGCCAAACGCCCAAGACGUGAUGAUUAAGCUUCGGUUCAUGGAUGUUUAAGUCUUUGCUUUAUAGUUCAAGUACAGACUUGGUUUUUUUUAAGUUUGCUUCAGUUUAAGUACUAUUUUGGUUUAUCUAAAGACAGUGCGUUGUUUGUUUCUUUCCCUUUCAGACUUUGUCUUUUAAUCUUUGAACUACUUUUUUUAUAAUCACUUCUGUCUUUAUAUUUAUGUUUACUGAUUACUUUAAAUCUGCUUGACUAAUCGGGUUGUUUGCUAUG
Molecule: messenger RNA, 2793 nt
Organism: Brassica rapa (field mustard)
Lineage: Eukaryota; Viridiplantae; Streptophyta; Magnoliopsida; Brassicales; Brassicaceae
Source: RefSeq, a predicted model, not a curated record